UUAAGGGUUAAAGAAUUGUUUCUUUUUGUUUAUAUUUAUUUUUUGUUACGCUUUUAAUAGUAUUCUCAUCAUAUUUAAAUUAUAUAAACAAAGUAAAAUAACCUGAAUAAAUAGACAGAAAAAUUGUUCGGAGCUAUAUUCAAUUUAAAUCCAUAAUUCUUCUUGUAAAAAAGGUAUAAUUUUUUACACAAAAUGUCAGCAGAUGAACCUUCAUAUGAACCACUCAAUAGAAUAGGAAGAGGUGCUUAUGGAACAGUGUACAAAGCUAGGGACAGAAAAACCGGAAACCUUGUAGCCCUGAAACGAGUAUGUGUACAUUUAACAGAAGAUGGCAUAUCGUUAAACACCUUAAGAGAAAUCUCCUUACUUCGACAAGUAAACUCCUUCGAUCAUCCAAACAUUGUUCGUCUUUUGGAUGUUUGUCAUGGACAACAAAUGGAAAAAGAACUCAUAAUGUAUUUGGUAUUUGAACAUGUGGAACAAGACUUGGCAACAUACAUAGAGAGACAUCCAAGUGGAUUCAGUUCAGUACAUAUCAGAAAUUUAUGUAAAGAAAUACUAAUGGGUGUGGAUUUUUUACACAGCAUCCGAGUCAUUCAUAGAGAUCUGAAGCCUCAAAACUUGUUGGUCACUCAUGAUGGACACAUCAAAUUGGCAGACUUUGGUUUGGCCAAGAUCUACGAUUGUGAAAUGCAGCUGACGUCAGUAGUGGUUACGCUAUGGUACAGAGCACCUGAAGUUUUACUGGGUCUGGCUUAUGCUACACCAGUAGACAUUUGGUCAUUGGUUGUAUUAUGGUGGAACUUUAUAAUUUGAAACCACUUUUCUGUGGUACUUCCGAUGGCGAUCAGCUCAGCAAAAUCUUUAGAGUGAUAGGUAAACCGUCCGAGGAUGAGUGGCCUGAGGAGAGCGUUUCCAUAAAAUGGGAAUCUUUCAAUGUUAUAAAUCAAAUUAGGAUUGACCAAAUAUCACCCACUAUGUGUGAAACUGUAUGUGAUUUGAUAACGAAAAUGCUCGUUUUCGAUCCAAAGAAGAGACUGACUGCCUUGGAUGCUUUAAGCCACAAGUAUUUCACUGAAGAACCGCUAAAUACGUAACUGACACAAGUUUUAUUGAUACUUUAUGUUAAGACUCUUUAGUUGUAAGUGUGAUUUAGUGAUUACACUUUACUUAUUCUUAAU
This is a messenger RNA of Diabrotica balteata, 1181 nucleotides long. The record is from the annotation of a GenBank genome assembly. NCBI's taxonomy places the organism in Eukaryota, Metazoa, Arthropoda, Insecta, Coleoptera, Chrysomelidae.